AUGGAUGCUGUUUUGGCACAACCAGCCGGACCACCUGUAGCCGAGCCCCGGGGAGCUGUACCCUGGGCCACCAAGCAGCUUGCUCAGGAAGAGCUGGCCAACAUCCCCCAAGCGGAGCAGCCCUGCCCCGCGUUCCAGUACGUGCUCUGCGCAGCCACCUCGCCGGCCGUGAAGCAGCAGGAGGAGACCCUCACCUACCUGAACCAGGGUCAGUCCUAUGAGGUACGGAUUCUCUGCAACCCCAAACUGGUCGAUGCCACCCAGGAGCCCCGGCUGCUGAAGAGCAUGGUGCGUGUGGUUUUCCACGACCAGCGCCUGCAGUACACGGAGCAGCAACAGCUGGCCGGGUGGAGGUGGAGCCGGCCUGGGGACCGCAUCCUGGACAUAGAUAUCCCACUGUCCGUGGGGGUGCUGGAACCCCAAGUGCUGCCCUCACAACUGAACACCGUGGAGUUUUAUUGGGACCCGACCAAGAGGACCUCUCUCUUCCUGCAGGUUCACUGCAUCAGCCCUGAGUUCACUCCUCGGAAAAAAGGUGGGGAGAAAGGCGUCCCCUUCCGCCUCCAGAUCGACACUUUCAAGCCCAAUGACAAGGAGCUUCCGCUGGAGCACCUGCAUUCAGCGGGCUGCCUCGUCAAGGUGUUUAAGCCCAAAGGAGCUGAUCGGAAACUGAAAACUGACCGGGAGAAGAUUGAGAAACAGCCUGUGCAUGAGAGAAACAAGUAUCAGACAGCCUGUGAGAGCACCGUCUUCAUGGAGUGUUCACCGUGGCCAGAGCCCAUUUCAGGGGCCCACCCGCCUCUGAGCCCUUUUGCUCUGACCUCUCCCCACUCCUGCAAGCUCCUGUCCCCGGAGAGGCCAAUCCGACACCUGCUGACCUUAUAUGUUGCUCAGGAGGCCUCUAGGCAAGACGAUGAGGUUCCUAAAAACCCUGACUCAGGCUUUUAUCAAGAAAUCUCUCUGGAUAAACUCAGUGCUGUAGAGCUCUUGGGGAAACUGGCUGAACUCCUGGCCCUCCCAGCCAAUCAGAUCUAUCAUCUUUUCCAUCAGGGCCCCGGGGGCAUCCUCAUUCUCCUCAGUGACCAGGUGGUUCAGAAUCUGAAAGAUGAAUCAUACUUUGUGGCUGUGGUGAAGAAAGUGCAGAAUCCAGAUGGCUACUACCUGGUUCUGACCUAG
This is a messenger RNA of Cervus elaphus (red deer), 1176 nucleotides long. Its product is annotated as transcription factor CP2-like protein 1. The record is from RefSeq and is a predicted model, not a curated record. Gene Ontology annotation, cellular component: nucleus. Gene Ontology annotation, biological process: regulation of transcription by RNA polymerase II. Bases 1 to 1176 code for a protein of 391 amino acids. Gene Ontology annotation, molecular function: DNA-binding transcription activator activity, RNA polymerase II-specific; RNA polymerase II cis-regulatory region sequence-specific DNA binding. NCBI's taxonomy places the organism in Eukaryota, Metazoa, Chordata, Mammalia, Artiodactyla, Cervidae. The transcript has 13 exons.